Molecule: messenger RNA, 468 nt
Organism: Acaulospora morrowiae
Lineage: Eukaryota; Fungi; Glomeromycota; Glomeromycetes; Diversisporales; Acaulosporaceae
Source: the annotation of a GenBank genome assembly
UCACUUUCGUUCUUGUUCGAGUAUAUUGGAGAAAUGGGCAAAGACUACAUUUAUGCCGUAACACCUUUGUUGGAAGAUGCGUUGAUGGACCGGGAUCUAGUUCACAGGCAAACUGCGUGUACUACUGUAAAACAUAUGUCUCUUGGUGUUUUUGGUCUUGGGUGUGAAGAUGCCUUACUUCAUCUACUGAACUACGUUUGGCCAAACAUUUUCGAAACAUCUCCUCAUGUCAUAAAUGCCGUCAUGGAGGCAAUUGAGGGAUUGAGAGUCGCAAUCGGUCCUACUACAAUUUUGCAAUAUGUCCUACAGGGUUUAUUCCAUCCUGCUCGUAAAGUUCGUGAAAUCUAUUGGAAAAUAUAUAAUAAUUUAUAUAUCGGCGCACAAGACGCUUUGAUUCCAUACUAUCCACGUAUAGAGGAUGAUGAAAGGAACAAUUAUGAGCGUUAUGAAUUAUCGAUGUGGCUCUAA